Molecule: messenger RNA, 1019 nt
Organism: Colletotrichum phormii
Lineage: Eukaryota; Fungi; Ascomycota; Sordariomycetes; Glomerellales; Glomerellaceae
Exons: 1
Coding region: 1-633 (210 amino acids)
Source: RefSeq, a predicted model, not a curated record
AUGGCUUUCGGCAGAUCUGAGGCAACCUCAAAACUGACACCCAAGUCACCAGAAGCGCAGAAGCGGCUUCACAAUUUGGACGACAUUCGCGGCUCCAUUCAACCAAACCAAAGUCUGAAUUCCUUCAAGAGGGUGUCUAUUCCUGCGUCAUCACAGCCCUGUGAACUGUACACAAUCCGGAUCGUCUAUCCUCGAUACUCGUACAUCCCAUUAACGCCAAGCAAUGAUAUGUCAUACCCUCCAGCCUCGCGGCCAAUCCCAAACCACAGCUUCUUCUCCAAUCCGACUAAGAACAUGUCGUCUCAAAGCUCUUCAGCUCGAUCAAGAAUUCCGUCUCUCAUGAUCCAUGCUAACCAUCUCAUACCCGCCCUCCCCAUCCCUCCCUCUCCCUCGUCCCCGCCCCCUCGAGAACCCAAGCCCAUCCUCCUCGUCUCCGGCGCCGCCAUUCUGCGCGGCCCCGUCACCGCUGCUCCCAGCACCGGCAUUUCCGCCGCCACCGCCUCCUCCACCAAACGAUAUUGGCCUCAACUCGCGGUAUCUAGAUCCCCAAACCGCCAAGGCGACACAGAUACCCGAGCUGGCAGCCAUGGCACCCCACCACAUUGCGUUCCGUGGGAUGCGGCCGGUGUAUAGGCUCGUGACGACGAGGUGUACACCGUGCAUUGUCAACGCGAAGUCGGGUACGAGUUUCGAGCGGCCGAUGAGGAUGAUGAUUGCGACAGCCCUGUUGUUGUACGUUAACGUUGGUUUUUCAGACUCUUGCCCUCGCUCGUUCGCUCCCUUCCUCUCUCUCUUCAUCCCGCGACCACAAGCUCCCAGAAACAACACAAACUAGCCCAAACACUCCGUAUAAAAGACGAGAAGGAAGGGAAGAAGCUCACAUGCAGAAACCCCCAUCAAGAACCCACAAGAAAGCCCCCAACCAACCCUGCGUCGUAUCUCCCCGAACAGCCUCCCAUCCAAAGACGGUAUCCAGCGUGAACCCCGUUCCAGCGACGAGCGCCGAAAAGAGCAUCAGC